Molecule: messenger RNA, 1110 nt
Organism: Arachis duranensis
Lineage: Eukaryota; Viridiplantae; Streptophyta; Magnoliopsida; Fabales; Fabaceae
Exons: 3
Coding region: 171-875 (234 amino acids)
Source: RefSeq, a predicted model, not a curated record
UUGGAGAACGGAAAGGGGGAAGAAAUUCCAGAGAAAUCUAGACCUCACUCGCUCUCCCUUUCUUUCACUCUUCUUUUCUUUCUGUAUAUUAAACUCUGCAAACGCAUUCCCCUUUCUACGCAUCAUCGUAAUCGUAAUUCUAAUCCGAAUCCUAAUCAUCUUCUUCAUCCAUGGCGGGAUACAAACUGUUGAAGCGGAAAGGCAUCGAUCAUGUUCCCGACGAUUUCUACGAUUUCCCUCUUUCUUCUCCCGCCACCAAGAUUCGCCGUCUGGAUGGUGAGUUGCCGCCAAUUGCAGAGGUGGAACUCGAACAUGAACAACCCUUGCCCAUUUCAGCGGAAGCAGAAGCAGAUGCUUCUCCACCUCCCAACGCAGAGAGAGCUCUCGUUAUCUUCAAGCCGCUAAUGCAUUCGUCUUCUCCGUUCUCUCUCACCCUCGACUCUGAUCUCCUCUCUCGAUUCAAGAGGGAAGCGCAUUGGUCGAAAGGUGACUCUGAUUGCGAGCGCCUCAUAAAAUCAGCGGUGGAGAAGGAAGAACAAGACAAGAGGAAUCGUGGAAUGGCUAUUGUGCCUUGGGCACCCUCAUCCAAUUUCGCGCAAGGUUCCAACAUUGCAAAUACAGAGAUGAUGGAAGCUGAUCACAUGGGUCCAGAACCAGAAGAAGAACCAUCCGUGAUGAUGGAUGUAGAAAACCAACAAGAAGAAAAUAAUAGUCAUUUUAAGUCUUCAAGUUCAAUGCUAAAUCUAAGUAAUGGUGGUGGUGUUCUUGUUGGUGGAGUGGCAGCAACACCAGAAGGGUUCAACCAACAGCAGCAUCAUUGCUUGUGGCCACAUCUUCCUCAAAACAUGUCAACUCCAAUCACAUGGACACGUUGAGACGCAAAUCACCUAUUAGUUUUUACACGCCCUUCCUUUCAUUGUAGUGCUACUAGAUUAGAAUAGAAUGGGAUUGCAAUUUUUUUCAGUUUUGCAGAGAAUUGCACCUUUUCAAUAUCAAGGAAUGGAAUGUGGAUAGGGUUAGGCAUGCCAUGGGACUUGAGAGGAUAGGACGGUAAUCCUUUGUACUUAUGUGGAAGACCAUCCACUUUUAACCAAGAAUUUCAUGUUCUUA